Messenger RNA from Bursaphelenchus okinawaensis, 1141 nucleotides. The record is from the annotation of a GenBank genome assembly. NCBI's taxonomy places the organism in Eukaryota, Metazoa, Nematoda, Chromadorea, Rhabditida, Aphelenchoididae.
AUGCGGCAUGACUGGAGACGUCGCAAUGGAUUCUCUUUCCCGUGGAACGGUAUGCAGAUAACCUCCUGGAUCGUCCUCACCGUGCUAGCUGCUGUAUGUACACUCGUAUCACUACCAUUACCUACUUCCCCACUCAUCUCUUUUUUCCUUUUAUUUUGUUUGUUCUGGAAUGUAUGCUGUAUCAUCUUCACAACACUAACUGACCCCGGCGUGGGUGAGAACGUGGUACCUGUGCCAUUCGACCGGGCGAAACAUAACCAUGUGAUCGAAGAUAACUUUUGUAACAUAUGUCAGAUCACAGUGUAAGUCACCCAUUCUAAGACAAUUUGCUUUUUAUAAACUGGUACAUGAUAGGUCAAUUUUCAAUUUUAGGUCAGUAGGGACAAAGCAUUGCAAACACUGCAAUAAAUGUAUUCCCAAGUUCGACCACCACUGCAAGUGGUUGAACAACUGUAUAGGUAAAAAGAAUUACAAGUAAGUCGCCACGAACUGUUUAACCUCAGCUUUCAGAGCCUUCCUAGUUCUAGUCAUAUCAUUAGUUUUGUAUUCGCUGAUAUCAAUCGCCGUGUUCAUCUGGGCUCUAGGUAUUUUCAUUGCCAAUACGGGAAAGACGGAGUCAAGUAAGUCGUCGCUCUUACACUACUUCUUGAUAAACGAAUCCUCUCUCAUAUACAUAUAAUCAUCAAAAAAUAAUAUCUUGACCAUUCCAGAGCCAGACUCAUUCUCAGACGAGUACAUGUUCCUCGAUAUAUGGAACUGGUUCAUAAUGUGUAUCCUCGUAAUUAUCUGCCAAGGCGUUCUGUGUGGAUCGACCGUCCAUCUCCUGAGUUUCCACGUCAUGUUGUGGUGUAACAAGAUGACCACCUUCAGCUACAUCGUGCAACAGCGGCAGAAGAAAAGAGUACGUUUAGGCCAUGACUUUACAAGAGUUUGUGGCCACCUUUAGCCAGUUAUUUCCAAGCCGUUACAGAUUGAUUCAUCGCAGUCGGACGAACAAACCACACAGACCAUGUCGCACAAAAGUAAUAUAUUCAUGUCGACAAGAAUUAGGAAUGGACGGACAAUUGGCGAUUCUAGCCUGCCUUCUCCCGCUAAAGCCAACGGUCAGUCCGAAACGGGCGACGACGAACCCAACGUCUGA